Molecule: messenger RNA, 1858 nt
Organism: Lagenorhynchus albirostris (white-beaked dolphin)
Lineage: Eukaryota; Metazoa; Chordata; Mammalia; Artiodactyla; Delphinidae
Product: succinyl-CoA:3-ketoacid coenzyme A transferase 2, mitochondrial-like
Biological process (GO): ketone body catabolic process
Cellular component (GO): mitochondrion
Molecular function (GO): succinyl-CoA:3-oxo-acid CoA-transferase activity
Source: RefSeq, a predicted model, not a curated record
AUGGCAGCCCUGCGGCUCCUGGAGUCUGCGCUCGGGCGCCGGGUCCCCGCCGGCCGCUCGGUGCCCGCGCUGGCGACGGGCAGUGUGUGCGGCUUCGCCAGCAGCGCCCGCGCGCGUGCCAAGUCCUACGCGGACCCCGUGGAGGCCGUGAGAGACAUCCCGGACGGCGCGAGGAUCAUGGUCCGGGGCUUCGGCCUCUGCGCGAUCCCGGAGAACCUGAUAGGGGCGCUGCUCAAGACCCGCGUGAAGGACUUGACCGUGGUCAGCAGCAAUGUGGGGGAGGAGAACUUCGGGCUCGGCCUUUUCCUGGGGACCAAGCAGAUCACCCACAUCGUCUGCUCGUACUUGGUGGAGAACUCGCUCUGCGAGCACCGGUACCUGGCGGGCGAGCUGGAGCUGGAGAUCACACCCCAGGGCACCCUGGCCGAGCGCAUCUGCGCGGGGGGCGCCGGCGUGCCCGCCUUCCACACCCCCACGGCCUGCGGGACCCUGGCCCAGGAGGGAGGCGCACCCAGCACGUACUUAGAGGACGGCCACAUCGCCAUCCUGAGUCCGCCCAGGGAGGUGAGGGAGUUCCACGGACAGCACUACCUUCUGGAGCACGACGUCACGGCCGAUUUUGCUUUGGUGAAAGGGUGGAAGGCCGACCGGGCAGGAAACGUCAUCUUCAGGGCCAGCGCCAGGAACUUCAACGUGCCCAUGUGCAAAGCUGCGGAAGUGGUGGAGUUUGAAGAAAUUGUGGACCUGGGACCAUUUGCCCCAGAGGACAUCCAUGUUCCUAACAUUUACUUAGAGGACAUCCAUGUUCCUAACAUUUACUUAGAUCGAGGAAUACAGGGGGGAAAAUAUGAGAAAAGAAAUGAGCGUUUAACGAUGCGGAAAGAGGAUGAUGAAAUAUGCAAGUCUGCAGAUAGUAUAAGGACACGGAUCCUCAAGCAGGCAGCUCUUGACUUUGAGGAUGGCCUGUGAGCCAGUUUGGGCAUAGGAGUCCCUCUUCUGGCCACCAGCUACAUCAGCCCCACUAUAACCGUUCAUCUUCACAGUGAAAAUGGAAUCUUGGGCUGUCCGUUCCCACUGAAAGAGGAGGUGGACGCCGAUCUCAACAACGCGGGCAAGCACACAGUGACCCUUCUUCCUGGGGGCUGUUUUUUCUCCAGUGAUGACUCAUUUGCCAUGAUUUGAGGGGGACACAUCGACCUAACCUUGCUGGGAGCCAUGCAGGUUUCCAAAUAUGGUGACCUGGCUAACUGGAUGAUACCUGGCAAGAAGGUGAAAGGAAUGGGGGGUGCGAUGGAUCUGGUGUCCAGUACCGAGACCAGAGUGAUGGUCACCACGGAGCACUCCACCAAGGCCAGUGAACCCAAAAUCUUGGAGAAAUGCACCAGACUGUUGACUGGGAAUUGGUGCGUGGACCGCUUUGACAGAGAAGGUGAAAUCAUCACCGAGAAGGCUGUGUUUGACAUAAAAAAAAAGAGAGGACUGACCCUGAUAGAGCUCUGGGACGGCCUGAUGGUGGAGGACAUCAAAAAGAGCACGGGGAGCACCUUUGCCAUCUCCCCGAAUCUCAGACCCAUGCAGCACGUCUAAACCUAGCCGGAAAGUGAACCUUGGUCCCAGAGCGUGUACUUCUCCCUUUAACCUCCUGGAUUGCAUCCUGAGAAAGCCUCAGUCACAUUUCUGCAUUUCACCAGCACCUGGCCGGCUUUCUCCUGCCAUCCCAGACUGGCUGCCACUGGAUAGGCUUUGUUCUCUCGGGAGGGACAUGCCUUUAAUUAAAAACAAAAGGAAAACAGAGGCACUGACCUUAUAUGUCCUGUGAGUUCUGAGAAAGCUCUGCUCCAAUCACCCUCCUCCCUGU